AUGUUCGCAAACAUUGCUAUCGUUGUUGCUGGUCUUGCCGCCGUCGGCACUGCUCUUCCUGCUGCUGGCAGCGCAACCAAGCGUAGCAUCGCAGACAAAUACACCUUCUAUCAGGGUGAUGGAUCUGCUGCUGCUGGCUGGCCUUCCCAAGAUGCCUGGGGCAGCUGGGACGACCUCUGGAACGCCAACGUUCCUCUUAUGCAAAAGUCUUGUCUCUGGAAUGGCUGGGUUGGCGAUGACUCCGAUUCUGAGAUUCAGGAUAUCGCCACCGCCAUCAAGUCCGUUGCCAAGUCCACCGGUGUCGACGAGCGCUUUAUCCUCGCCAUCAUGAUGCAGGAGAGCAAGGGCUGCGUGCGUGUUCCGACAACAAACAACGGAGUUGUCAACCCCGGUCUCAUGCAGUCUCACAACGGCGCCGGUAGCUGCUUCGGCACCAGCCCUUGCCCGUCAUCCACUAUCAACCUCAUGAUCAAUGACGGUGUUGCCGGCACCACUGAUGGCCCUGGCCUUCAGAAGCUCCUGUCUCAGGCCAAGGGCCAGGUUCACAACGAUGGUAGCCAGGCCUACUAUGCAGCUGCUCGUCUGUAUAACAGCGGUUCUGCUGACUACACAAACCUCGACAACGGUCUGGGUAGCACUGCUUGCUAUUCAUCUGACGUCGCUAACCGUCUCACGGGUUGGACCCUUGCUGCCAGCACCUGCGCUUAA
Trichoderma virens Gv29-8 is the source of this 708-nucleotide messenger RNA. RefSeq lists its product as uncharacterized. The record is from RefSeq and is a predicted model, not a curated record. Bases 1 to 708 code for a protein of 235 amino acids. Lineage: Eukaryota; Fungi; Ascomycota; Sordariomycetes; Hypocreales; Hypocreaceae. The transcript has a single exon.